Penaeus monodon (black tiger shrimp) is the source of this 669-nucleotide messenger RNA. Its product is annotated as serine/threonine-protein kinase STY46-like. The transcript has 4 exons. Gene Ontology annotation, molecular function: protein serine/threonine kinase activity; ATP binding. The coding region runs from base 1 to 669 and encodes 222 amino acids. Lineage: Eukaryota; Metazoa; Arthropoda; Malacostraca; Decapoda; Penaeidae. Gene Ontology annotation, biological process: protein phosphorylation. The record is from RefSeq and is a predicted model, not a curated record.
AUGCUCCUUCAAUCAAGAAGUGCUAGUAAUUUACAGCUUGAGCUUUUAGAAGACAUUUAUAAAAGAAGUAAAUGGGACUAUAAGAAAUGUAAUUUAGGAAUUGAUGAUAUUGUUCUCAUUGUUAAGGCUAAUGCAAAGAAUACCUACAUAUUUGCAAUAGUGCCUGAAACUUCAGUUGGAAAAGAUGGAUUAAUUAAGGUGCAGAUUGCUAUAAGCUUGAUGAAGGCUUGUAAAAUUCUCAUUACAGUCAAUUUGGAGGGGAAAGUUAGCAUAACCUUUGGACUGUGCCUAAAUCCCCCGGCCCUCUUCAUAUCCUUCGUGGGGCAUCAGACUCUCGAAAAUUACUUGCAGGAAAAGAGAACCGACGAAGAGCUUGUGGAAGUGGCCAUCGAUCUUUGCAUUAAGAUACAGGAAAUCCAUCAGAAGAACGUCAUUCACCACGACCUGAAGGAGGACAACGUCCUAGUGGACGCCCAAGGAAAGGUGCACGUUAUCGACUUCGGCAACGCCAGUGAUGAGGGUGAAAAGUGUUGCUUUCGUAAAGGAAGUUGGUCCCCCAAGUGGAUGGCCCCCGAGGUCUUCUCCGUCGUCCCGAGCCAUCCCACCCAAGACGUAUACUCCGUCGGGUACUUGCUCAAGACAAUAGCCGAGGUCAUGGAAUCUCCAUAA